AUGCCUGUGACAGAGUUUGCGUUCAAGGAGAAGUACAAGUAUCAGAAUGGCUUCAACUCUUACCACGAGAGUGAAGCAGUAGAAGGCGCACUUCCCAUCGGCGCAAACUCCCCACAAAAGCCUCCAUACGGUCUCUACGCCGAGAAGCUAUCAGGGACUGCCUUCACAGCCCCACGCCACGAGAACCAGCAAACAUGGCUCUACCGCAUCCUCCCCUCAUGCGGGCACAGCAACUUCGAACCCCGCGAAUCCAAGACCUUCAACACAAACCCUGAGAAUAAGCCCUGGGAAAAGAUCCACUUCAUCCCCAACCAGCUCCGAUGGGAUCCCUUCGACUUGGACGAGACAGUAGACUGGGUGCACUCACUCCACCUCGUCGCAGGCAACGGCGACCCAACCACCAAGACGGGCGUGGGAUACUUCAUCUACGCGCCCUUCUACUCCGCCGACGGCGACUUCCUCAUCGUCCCGCAACACGGCAUUCUCGACAUCCAAACCGAACUCGGCCGCCUCGUCGUGCGCCCCAACGAAAUCUGCGUCAUACCCAGAGGUAUACGAUACCGCGUUACGCUGCCCGACGGCCCUGUGCGCGGCUACAUCCUCGAGCUGUACGAGGGCCAUUUUCAACUCCCUGAGCUGGGCCCUAUUGGGUCGAAUUGCCUCGCCAAUGCGCGAGACUUCCAAGCCCCCGUGGCUGACUUCGACGAAGAUACCGAGUCCGAGUGGCAUGUGCUGGGCAAGUUCGCUGGCCAUUUAUACGCGGCGAAGCAGAACCACACGCCGUUUGACGUCGUGGCGUGGCAUGGAUUGUACUAUCCGUACAAGUACGAUUUGGGGCGAUUCAACACCAUUGGCUCGAUAUCAUUUGACCAUCCGGAUCCGUCCAUCUUUACGGUGUUGACGGCGCAAACUGCACAUGCCGGCACGGCGCUGGCGGACUUUGUCAUUUUCCCGCCAAGAUGGCUUGUAGCGGAGAACACGUUCCGCCCGCCGUGGUAUCACAGGAACACCAUGUCGGAGUUCAUGGGGUUGAUUGGAGGGCAGUACGAUGCGAAGACGGGUGGUGGCUUCCAGCCUGCUGGUGCGUCGCUGCAUAAUAUCAUGUCGGGACAUGGACCGGAUGCUGCGACGCAUGAGAAGGCGAGCAACGUGAACUUGCAACCGAACAAGGUUGGGGAGGGCAGUAUGGCUUUCAUGUUUGAGAGUUGCUUGAUGAUCGGUGUGACGGACUGGGGCUUGAAGCAGUGUAAGAAGGUGCAGGAGGACUACAACGCCGAGAGCUGGGAGCCACUGAAGCCGCACUUCAAGAGGCCGGGACCAAAGAAGAUCGAUAAUGGAAUCUCGCCAUUGAAGGAAGGUGUGGAAGGAGACAAGGGACAGGUCCCACAUUACACCUGA
Molecule: messenger RNA, 1398 nt
Organism: Parastagonospora nodorum SN15
Lineage: Eukaryota; Fungi; Ascomycota; Dothideomycetes; Pleosporales; Phaeosphaeriaceae
Exons: 3
Coding region: 1-1398 (465 amino acids)
Biological process (GO): L-phenylalanine catabolic process
Cellular component (GO): cytoplasm
Molecular function (GO): homogentisate 1,2-dioxygenase activity
Source: RefSeq, a predicted model, not a curated record